Micropterus dolomieu (smallmouth bass) is the source of this 2075-nucleotide messenger RNA. It is a transcript of the gene efhc1, whose product is annotated as EF-hand domain (C-terminal) containing 1. Gene Ontology annotation, cellular component: mitotic spindle; axoneme. Bases 132 to 1766 code for a protein of 544 amino acids. The record is from RefSeq and is a predicted model, not a curated record. Gene Ontology annotation, molecular function: alpha-tubulin binding. Gene Ontology annotation, biological process: cilium-dependent cell motility; mitotic cytokinesis; mitotic spindle organization. The transcript is spliced from 10 exons. NCBI's taxonomy places the organism in Eukaryota, Metazoa, Chordata, Actinopteri, Centrarchiformes, Centrarchidae.
CUCGUGCCGUUUCCAUGGAUACUAUAAACUUACCACGGUCGUGCAGCUUUACAACAGGUUUCAACAAAACCUUGUGAAAUCCACAAACUACGAAAAUAAUAUACGUACUAGACGUCAAGACUAGUUUAGCAAUGUCUUGGAACUGGAACAGCCAUGGGUUACCAUUUUUACCAGGAUACACUUUUCGGGACGUAACGAAGUCAGCCUUCCAUCGCAGCCAGACACUGGACUAUAAGAAUGGCUAUGCUCUGCCCCGUCGCCCCACUGUGGGCAUUGGACAGGAUCCUCUUUUAUCAGUGCAGUUGAUCCAGCAGGAGAUGAAUGAGUUGUCCUUUGAGACACCAGACAUUACUUAUGGCUCCUAUGACCAGAGCCUAGCCGAAGACUUCAUCCCAGCUCACGUGGCCCUUGACAAGAAGGUGCUGCGCUUUUAUGCUUACUUUCAGGAAGAUAUCCUGUAUUCCCCUGAAGAGGAAUACCGCGUGCGCCCCGUGGUCAUUUACUACUACCUUGAGGAUGACAGCAUGUGCAUCAUUGAGCCCAUGGUGGAGAAUUCUGGGAUACCACAGGGGAAACGGAUCAAACGCCAGCGUCUGCCCAAGAAUGAACGUGGCGAGCAUUACCAAUGGAAAGACCUCAACCUUGGCAUGGACCUGGAGGUGUACGGGAUCAAGUACCACAUCACACAGUGUGACGCUUUUACAAAGGAAUUCAUGGAAAGUGAGGGCAUUGUUCUGAACGACUCUGAGCCGAUGCCUGUGGAUCCUUAUGGCAAACGUCGCAAACACCCUCAGCCUUCCUUCACAACACCCCCUGACUUCGAUCGCAUGCACCAGUUUUUCACCAUGGAUCGUAAGGUGCUGCAUUUCUUUGCCCUUUGGGACGACACUGACUCUCUGUACGGGGAGACCAGGCCUGUAACCAUCCAGUAUUUCCUGGUGGAUGACACAGUGGAGAUCAGAGAAGUUCACGAACCCAACAGUGGCCGGGAUCCCUUCCCUGUCCUGAUGCGCCGACAGAAGCUGCCCAAGAAAUUCAAAUCUGAGGCCUUUCCCAGCUGUGUGCUGGAGGUUUCAACAGAGGAAGUGGAUGAGUACUACUCCCCCAAAGACUUCCAGGUGGGUCAAACGAUGAAGUUGCUGGGCCGUCGCUUCCUGCUGUAUGACUGUGAUGGCUUCACUAAGGAGUAUUACCAGAAGAACCACCCUGACACGGAGGUGAAACCCGUAGAGUUGCCAAAGAAGAUUAACACGCUUCAGGAGAAGAAGAAGAAAGAGGUUCCUCCCUAUAAUGGUUUUGGUUCACUUGAAGACUCUCUCCAGAAUUGUUUGUCUUUAAUUCCUGAACCUCCCAAAAAGAACAUGCUAAAGAUGCUAGAAAACAGCCACAAAGUGUUGCGCUACAGUGCCACGCUGGACUCCCAGAAUCCCAAAGAUGAGGGCCGACAUUUCAUACUGUCCUACUACCUGUCCAAUGACAUGAUCAGUAUUUUUGAAAAGCCCACUCGUAACUCUGGUAUCAUCGGUGGCAAGUUCCUGGAGAAGACGCGCAUCCCCAAGCCGGGCUCUACAGUGGAGAACCCUGAGUUCUACUCACCUGCAGACUUUGCUAUUGGAGCCACUGUGGAGGUUUUCAGCCACCGCUUUGUGUUGACCAAUGCUGACCACUAUGUGCUGACAUACCUGGAGUCUUGCUCAAGCCAGAUCCCUUCUCAGACGCUGCAUUCUUUGCGCCAGAAGCUGGGUGGUGGGACGGCAACUAACUAGCUAGCAGACAGAAAUGUUUAUUUUCAUUCUUUAUUAGGUGAUGAUGCAGCAGAGCCAUCUUCCUGAUAUCAGGGGAAGGCUGGAUUGCCUCAAGUGUUUUCCCUCCCCACUAGACCACUAGAGUAUAAUCAAAGCCUUUGCAGAAUGUUUCUUAACUGGACCUGCUGCAGAAAAUGUGAUUUGUUUGGCUAAAUCGGAAAGGUUCUUAAAAUGUAUUGUAAAAUGUAAAAUAUAACUGUUUGGUGUUGGUGUGGUUGACCUCAAAAUACCCUUCUUAUAUUUGACAAAAAUAAACAUGAACACACAUGA